Molecule: messenger RNA, 3744 nt
Organism: Penicillium cosmopolitanum
Lineage: Eukaryota; Fungi; Ascomycota; Eurotiomycetes; Eurotiales; Aspergillaceae
Gene: sec31
Product: putative protein transport protein (SEC31)
Exons: 9
Coding region: 1-3744 (1247 amino acids)
Biological process (GO): COPII-coated vesicle cargo loading; endoplasmic reticulum to Golgi vesicle-mediated transport; intracellular protein transport
Cellular component (GO): endoplasmic reticulum exit site; COPII vesicle coat
Molecular function (GO): protein binding; structural molecule activity
Source: RefSeq, a predicted model, not a curated record
AUGGUCCGUCUGAGGGAAAUCCCAAGGACGGCCACGUUUGCCUGGUCCCCUGGCGCUGCAUCACCAUUGAUCGCCACUGGAACCCGUGCUGGAGCCGUUGAUGCCGACUUUUCUAAUAAGACAUGCCUUGAGCUGUGGGAUCUGAGCUUGGAUCGCCAGGAUGCGAGUGAGGAGCUGCAGCCGGUGGCUAAAAUCGACACAGACUCUGGCUUCAAUGACAUCGCCUGGACGGAAUUCGACGAUACGAAGCGGGGUGUUAUUGCGGGUGGUCUGGAAAAUGGCUCGUUGGAUCUAUGGAACGCGGAUAAGCUGCUCGCUGGAUCUAGCGAUGCCUUGAUUUCACGAACCACGAAACACUCUGGUGCCAUUAAGGCCCUCCAAUUCAACCCCAAACACUCGAACCUCUUGGCCACCGGUGGAGCGAACGGCGAGCUGUUCAUCUCGGACCUGAACAAUAUCGAGAAUCCCUUCCGGCUCGGAACUACGGCAGCUCGCACAGAUGAUAUCCAGUGUCUGGAUUGGAACAAGAAGGUUGCUCACAUUCUGGUGACUGGUAGCAGUGCCGGUUUCGUGACAGUCUGGGAUGUGAAGACGAAGAAGGAAAGCUUGACACUUAAUAACAUGGGCCGCAAAGCUGUCAGCGCUGUUGCUUGGGACCCUGAGAAGCCUACCAAGCUGGUCACAGCUACUCCCCUCGAGUCAGACCCUAUGAUUUACGUCUGGGACCUUCGCAACUCGCAUGCCCCCGAGCGGACUCUCAAGGGCCAUGAAUCGGGCGUACUGUCGCUCUCUUGGUGUGACCAGGACCCUGACCUCCUUCUCUCCUCUGGAAAGGACAAUCGCAACGUUUGCUGGAACCCUCAAACAGGUCAGCCAUAUGGCGAAUUCCCUGUUGUCACAAACUGGACCUUCCAGACUCGCUGGAACCCGCACAACCCCAACUUCUUUGCCACCGCAUCAUUCGACGGCAAGAUCUCGAUCCAAACCCUGCAGAACACCAAGACCGACGAUCACCAGGCCAUUGCGGAUCAUAAUCAGGCACUCGAUGGCGAAGAUUUCUUUGCCAAGGCCCAGACACAGCCUCAAGUUUCCAAGUUCUCCCUGCCUAAGCCUCCUCGCUGGCUCGAGCGACCCUGUGGUGUCUCAUUUGGCUUCGGUGGCCGUGUUGUCUCUGUCGGUCUCACUGAGAAGGGUGGCCGCGCAUCGAAGGUUAGAAUCACACCAUUUGAGGUGGACGAGAGCGUCGGAAAUGCCACCGAAAGCUUUGAGACUGCUCUGAGGGAAGGUGAUCUCCGUAACUUGUGCGAGACCCGAGCUGCUGGCGCUGCUAGUGAUGAAGAGAAGGCCGACUGGAAGGUCAUGCAAGCCUUGCUCUCCGAGAACCCUCGCAAGGGCUUGGUGGAGUAUCUGGGCUUCCAAGACCAGGCUGAUGAAGCUGCUGACAGCUUGGCAAAGCUUGGCCUGGACAAGAAGGAGGAUUCCGACUCCAACGGAGAGGCUGAGAAGCCGAAGUCAUCGGCCAAGAAGCACAAGCGUCUUCAAUCGAUGUUCGAUGCCACCCCGGAUAGCGAUAAUUUCCUCACUGAGCUGGCUGCAUCCAAGGGCGCGCAAACAAACAAUCCUUUCCAGAUCUUCAACGGUGCCGAAAGCGAAGCUGAGCAGAAGAUUACCCGCUCUCUGCUUCUUGGAGAGUUUGACAAGGCCCUCGAAGUUGCCCUCCAAGAGGAUCGUAUGUCUGAUGCCUUCAUGAUCGCCAUUUGUGGUGGUCCGAAGUGCAUUGAGAAGGCCCAGGAGUACUACUUCUCUAAGCAGGCUGGCGGGCCCAACUACAUGCGUCUGCUCGCUUCCAUCGUCGGCAAGAACUUGUGGGAUGUGGUGCACAACGCCGAUCUCUCUAAUUGGAAGGAGGUCAUGGCUGCCCUGUGCACCUUCGCCGACGAGAAGGAGUUCCCUGAUCUGUGCGAUGCCCUCGGUGAUCGUCUUGAAGAGCUGGUUCAGCAAAGCGAUGACAAGACCGCCCGCAAGGAUGCCUCGUUCUGCUUCCUCGCUGGCUCCAAGCUGGAGAAGGUGGUGGCCAUUUGGGUUCAAGAGCUCCGUGAGAAUGAGCAGAAGGGUAUUGAGAACGAUGCCGAUAACUCAACCUUUUCCAUCCACGUUCGUGCCCUGCAAGGUCUGAUCGAGAAGGUUACCAUCUUCCGCCAGGUCACUAAAUUCCAGGAUACCGAGCGGACUAAGGAUGCCGACUGGAGCCUCAGCACUUUGUAUGAGAAGUACAUUGAGUACGCGGAUGUUGUUGCCACCCACGGACGCCUCCAAAUCGCUCAAAAGUAUCUCGACCUUGUUCCUGAAAGGCAUCCCGAGGCUGAGAUUGCUCGCAACCGUAUCAAGUUUGCGACGCGUCAAGCGCCCCAAAAGGCACAAGCAGCUACUACAUCCCGAGCUACCCCCAAGCCUCUCCCGCAACAACCAUCUGCCUAUGCGCCACAGCAGACCUUUUCUCCGAUUGCUGCUCCUGGAGCCGGUGUGCAGAAUCCUUAUGCACCAUCUCCUGCCAUUUCUGCUCCUGCUCAACCCCAACAGGCUGCCAACCCGUACGCCGCAGUUGGUGGAGCUUACAACCCGGCUGGCUACCAGCCUACCCAGGGCAUGAGACCACCGGCAUAUGCGCCGCCGGCACAGUUCGGUGCACAGGCUGCGCCUGUUGGCGUGCCGCCUCCCCCGCGCGGUACCAACCAGUCCCCGGCCAGCAAUAUCACUACCUAUACUACGGCUACUGGUCUGCCUGCAUGGAAUGACCUGCCAGAGGGCUUCGCCAAGGCCCCUCCCCCCUCGCCGGUCCUCCGCCACCUGGACCUCCGCCUAUGGGUUCGCAGAGAGCUCCAUCUGUCCCCCCCUCCCCCCAAGGCUGGAGCUCCUCCUCGCGUGACAUCGCCUCUGGCAUCGAACGCUCCUGGGCCAGCUCCUCUGCAGCCGGUCAACCCAUAUGCCUCUCUCCCUCAAUCCCCGCCCACUGGAACUAUGGCCCCACCGGCGUCAAUUCCCCGAGGGCCAUCGCCUUAUAAUGCUCCCCCAAGCAUCCCACCGCCGACAAACCGACUCGGGCCCCGGUUGCUCCUCCGCCACAAGCUGCUGCGUCGCCCUAUGCCCCCCCAGGCCCAGGCGGCUUCGCCAUAUGCUCCCCAGGCCCCGCCAGCUCCAGGGUACGCUCCUCAGGCUCCGCCACCCUCAGGCCCGAGCCACUAUGCGCCUAGCGGUCCGGUUGGUGUACCGCCCCCGCCCAUGGCAGGUCAAGGAAUCCCUCCCCCUCCCAUGGCAUCCCAGGCUCCACCUCCGCCACAGGGAUCUCGCCCCGGAACAGCUCAGUCCCAACGAGCUAUCCCUCCUUCCACACCCAAGUACCCCCCCGGUGACCGUUCCCAUAUCCCUCCCAACGCUAUGCCCAUUCUUGAGUUCCUGUCUGCAGACAUGGAACGUGUCAAGGCUCGGGCACCUUCAUCAUUCAAGCCCCAAGUUGAUGAUGCUGAGCGCCGCCUGAACAUUCUGUUCGACCAUCUCAACAACGAGGAUCUGCUUAAGCCCAACACCGUGGAGGACAUGGCGAACCUGGCUCGCGCUAUACAGGCCCGUGACUACGAGACUGCUCGCGCCGUCCACAUUGAUAUCAUGACCAACCGGACCGACGAGUGUGGUAACUGGAUGGUCGGAGUCAAGCGUCUCAUUAGCAUGAGCAAGGCCACCCCUUGA